AUGAGUGCAGUGCUAAACAUUGGACAUAAGAUGAUAAGAUCCAAUUGGAUAUCUCAAAAUAAUUAUUCUUUAAGUCUCAGUCCGAUCGCCAGGGUGAUAUAUGGCGUGGAGUCAGCGAAGGUGGAGGAAGUUACGGCCGCGCCAGUGCCGACCGAGUCGGAGGCGCGGUCCAACCGGCCCACGCAUUGCGUGGUCGGUGGAGCGCAUGCCUUCAUACUUAGAAUUUCCAGUUUCUUUGGGUUGGCUCCCCUCCGGUUCGAAGCCCGCAACAAUGGCUUCACGGUCAGCAUAUCCAGCGCCAUGUGUGUCUACAGCUACAUUUUAGUUACAGUUCUAGUAAUAUGCACUAUAUUCGGCCUAGUAGCGGAGAUUAACGUGGGUGUAGAGUUGUCAGUGCGCAUGUCCUCGCGCAUGUCGCAAGUCGUGUCGACGUGCGACGUUUUAGUCGUGGUCGCGACUGCCGGCGCAGGAGUCUACGGCGCGCCCCAACGGAUGAGGAACAUGUUGAAGUUCAUGGAGAAUAUCGCUUCGGUGGACACGAGUAUAGGUGGGCAAUACUCCUUAGUGACGGAGCGGAAGCUGUGUGGCAUCAUCCUCGCCAUCCUCAUCUUCUUCUCCAUCCUCAUCGCUGACGACUUCACCUUCUACGCCUUACAGGCCAAGAAAUUGGAUAGAGAAUGGGACGUAGUAACCAAUUACCUUGGGUUCUACCUUCUGUGGUUCGUCGUACUGAUACUAGAGUUACAAUUCGCGUUCACUGCACUCUCGGUGCGCGCGCGCUUCUCAGCUGUCAACGAUGCCUUAGCGCUAACUGCUCGACAAGUCUCCGUCCCUGUAGAGAAACCGAAGAGUUCGUCGCCUCUUAACAUUUAUGCGAUCCGGGUAGCGCCGGCUGACUCGGCUCGGUCGGCGAACGUCAGCCUUCUGGUGGAAACCAUGACUGGCAGGGAACAUGUUGUCAUAAUCAAGAGGACAGCCAGUGGGGAGCCUCGCCUCAUUGUGUCUCCAUGUGACGCCGUCAGACGUCUAGCAGCCCUACACGGCACGCUCUGUGAUGUCGUCAACAGUAUAGAUGACAGCUAUGGCCUCCCUCUCGUCGUAAUCCUAAUUUCAACGCUAUUACACCUCAUUGUUACGCCAUACUUCUUGAUUAUGGAGAUCAUCGUGUCUACGAAUCGCAUUCAUUUCCUGGUUCUGCAGUUCUUGUGGUGUGUGACACACAUGCUGCGUAUGAUCGUCGUCGUGGAGCCCGGACACUAUACUAUAGCUGAGGGCAAAAGAACAGAGGCGUUAGUAUGCAGGCUGAUGACAUCGGCGCCAUCUACUGGCGUGCUGCCCUCCAGGCUGGAGAUAUUUUCCCGACAGCUGAUGCUGCAGUCAGUCAGCUACGCGCCAAUGGGGAUGUGUACUCUGCACCGACCGCUCGUUGCUUCUGUAAUAGGUGCAGUGACAACGUACCUGGUGAUUCUCAUACAAUUCCAAAGAUACGACAGUUGA
Molecule: messenger RNA, 1497 nt
Organism: Spodoptera littoralis (African cotton leafworm)
Lineage: Eukaryota; Metazoa; Arthropoda; Insecta; Lepidoptera; Noctuidae
Source: the annotation of a GenBank genome assembly